AUGAAAUAAAUUAAGUAAAACAGUGAAUAGGAUACCAAUAUCGAUUAGACUUAAACCAAAAAUAAAUUUUAGUACUCAACUUAAAUUACCAUUUCUUAGAAUUAAAAUACUGUAUUUUAUGAUUACAAACACGAAUAUUGUUAUAAUUGCCCCAUGAUGUUUCUUAGUAAGAAGCAGGACUGCAAUCACUCAACUGUGAUUGUAAUAAAUAACAAAAUAAGUCAGAGAUCUUUUGGUAAUUUAAGUUAAAGCACCUUAAAUAAAAGUGAAAACAGUAACUUAGAGUAAGAUUAGUAGGCUAUGGAGAAACAAGAGCAUUCACUUAACUUAAAUUAAGUUUAAAAUGAAGAUUAGAAUGAAAAUUCUUAGAUUUACGAUAUUAGCGUGGUUAAUGAAAGCAAUGAAGAAGAAAAUAUGAAUGAUAACUCUAAUUAAAAUGAUUUAUUAUUAAUUAAUUAGGCCAAAAGAAAAAAUGUUAUUAAAAAUGUAAUGUACUCAUUCAAAAAGUUUAUGUAUUUGAUCUUAAAUCCAGAAGAAAAUACAUAGCAAUAAUAGAUCAGCUAAGCAGAAAACAGCGGUAUUGGUAAAAAACAUUACGAAAGAGCUGGUUUUUUUAAACAACCUAAAGUUGAAGACUAUUUUAGUAGCAAUGAUAACCUAUAGAAUGUCGUUUAAUACGCUUAAAGUGAAAUCAAAAACAUGUUUAAUUAAAAUUAAUAAGAUAAAGAAAACAACUUGUCUGAAGUUUACUAAAAAUUUAAGAGAUAUAUAGAAAACAAGCCAUUCAACCAUUAGACAGUUUGUUUAUUAAUUAAACAUUAAUAGUACUCUUCUAUUUUUAAGUUUUUUAUUUAGAAUUUUAUUAGUCAGUGGCUGCAAAAUAGCAAAAUUUAGGAUCUAUAAUCACAUUAAAAAGUUAUUCAAUUUCUUUUACAUUCAUACGAAAAUAAAUCUCUUCUUGAUAAUUUAUAAAAGCACAAAAAGAGAAAAUUCUUCUAAAUUAAUAAAAAAAUCAAGAAAAAAGAUAAAAAUUGA
Messenger RNA from Tetrahymena thermophila SB210, 1035 nucleotides. RefSeq lists its product as hypothetical. Lineage: Eukaryota; Ciliophora; Oligohymenophorea; Hymenostomatida; Tetrahymenidae. The transcript has a single exon. The record is from RefSeq and is a predicted model, not a curated record.